This is a messenger RNA of Trematosphaeria pertusa, 1134 nucleotides long. RefSeq names its product catalase domain-containing protein. The coding region runs from base 89 to 1057 and encodes 322 amino acids. NCBI's taxonomy places the organism in Eukaryota, Fungi, Ascomycota, Dothideomycetes, Pleosporales, Trematosphaeriaceae. The record is from RefSeq and is a predicted model, not a curated record. Gene Ontology annotation, cellular component: peroxisome; cytoplasm; mitochondrion. Gene Ontology annotation, molecular function: heme binding; catalase activity. Gene Ontology annotation, biological process: hydrogen peroxide catabolic process; response to hydrogen peroxide. The transcript has 2 exons.
CUAGUCUACUUCUUCUGCUCUGCUCCGACACACUGCAUCGCUUUCGAAAGAGAAAUCUGGACGAGAUCAACUACGCACCGCACUCACAAUGCCUCUAUCAGAAAACCCGCAGAUUCUAGAGACGGCUGAAGGCCUCGUGGGCGCCUUGCGCGGCGCUGCUGGCGGUGCUCCACAAAGUUUUAGGCCUGCCCACGCGAAAGGUCACCUCCUAACCGGCACCUUCACACCCACCCCCACCGCAUCCACCCUCUCCAAAGCGCCACACUUCACCGCCCCCUCAACCCCCCUAACCAUCCGCUUCUCCUCCUCCACCGGGCUCCCCACAAUCCCAGACACCUCACCCACCGCCAACCCCCGCGGCAUCGCCAUCCGCUUCCACCUGCCCUCUACCGCCGACGGCCGGCGCCACCACACCGACAUCAUCGCGCACAGCACGCGCUACUUCCCGACGCGCACAGGCGCCGAGUUCCUCGAGUUCCUCCAAGCGGCCGGGGGCCCCAACGCCGCGGAGGCGGUGCCCGAGUUCCUGGGCCGCCACCCGGAGACGGUGCGGUUCCUGCAGGAGCCGAAGCCGAGCCCUGCGAGCUUUGGCACGGAGACGUAUUUCGGCGUGAAUGCGUUUAAGUUCUUGAGUGCGGAGGGCAGGGAGACGUAUGUGCGGUACCGCGUUGUGCCUGAUGCGGGGCUGCAGACGCUCGGCGCGGACGAGCUCGCGUCGAAAUCGGCGAAUUAUCUGUUUGAGGAGCUGCCGACGCGGCUGGCUGCUGGGCCGGUUACGUUUAAGCUGCAGGCGCAGGUCGCUGAGGCGGGCGAUGUGACGGAUGACGCGCAGGAGAUCUGGCCGGAGGAGAGGCGGGUUGUGGAGCUGGGGGAGAUUAAAGUCGAGAAGACGAUGAGUGAUGAGGAGAGCUUGAAGAAGCAGAAGGAUAUUAUUUUUGAUCCAAUUCCGCGGGUGGAGGGCGUGGAUGUUAGUGCGGAUCCGUUGUUGGAUGUGCGGGCGAGCGUGUAUUUGAUUUCUGGGAGGCAGAGGAGGGCGGCUGAGGUUGCUGCUGCUUGAGAGGGAGUAUGAGAUGUACUGACGUGAAAAUGUUGCUGGCGAGGAAGGGUUUGAAUUGUGGUGGUGUGGGAUAAUCG